Molecule: messenger RNA, 246 nt
Organism: Staurois parvus
Lineage: Eukaryota; Metazoa; Chordata; Amphibia; Anura; Ranidae
Source: the annotation of a GenBank genome assembly
GCCUAUCAGUGUGCAUCAGUGCUGCCUAACAGUGCCGCCUAUCAGUGCCAUCAGUGCCUCAUCAGUGUCCAUAAGUGCUGCCUAUCAGUGCCCAUCACUGCAGCCUCAUUAGUGCACAUCAGUGAAGGAGAAAAAUCACUUCUUUACAAAAUUAUAUAACAAAAACUAAAACUUUUUUUUUUCUCAAAAUUUUCAGUGGUUUUUGGUUUGUUUAAGAAGAAAUAAAAAAACCCCAGAGGUGGUUAA